Messenger RNA from Leptinotarsa decemlineata (Colorado potato beetle), 419 nucleotides. Its product is annotated as lachesin-like. The record is from RefSeq and is a predicted model, not a curated record. NCBI's taxonomy places the organism in Eukaryota, Metazoa, Arthropoda, Insecta, Coleoptera, Chrysomelidae.
GCGAACCUUCGAUGGAGAAAUGUUGACGUUAAUGAAUGUUCAACGUACUGAUAUGGGAUCCUAUUUAUGCAUAGCCAGUAAUGGAGUACCCCCAGCUGUGAGCAAGCGAUACUUCGUUAUAGUUCAUUUUCACCCGUUGAUCAGAGUGUCGAAUCAGCUGGUAGCCGCACCAAUAACAAGUGACGUUCACGUGCAAUGCUACGUCGAAGCAUCUCCGAAAGCUAUGAACCUUUGGAUGCGGGACAACGGUAAAAAGCUCAUACCCAGUGAUAAAUACCGCAUAGAAGAAUCCAUAAUCAACGAGUUCUCGUUAGUUAUGAACUUAACGAUACUCAAUUUGGACAAAAAGGAUUUUGGAGGAUACAUCUGUACAUCUUCCAACGCUUUGGGAAAAGCGGAAGGAGUAGUAAGGCUCCAAG